This is a messenger RNA of Arachis stenosperma, 1644 nucleotides long. RefSeq lists its product as uncharacterized. The record is from RefSeq and is a predicted model, not a curated record. Lineage: Eukaryota; Viridiplantae; Streptophyta; Magnoliopsida; Fabales; Fabaceae. The transcript has a single exon. Bases 1 to 1644 code for a protein of 547 amino acids.
AUGGUGAAAGGAGGUACUGAAGGAGAUCAAAUGGAAGACGACAGUCUCAGUGAGGAGGAAGAAGAGAAAAAAACAGAAGAUGGAAAAGGAGCAGCUAAUGAUAGCGGAAAAAAGCAUAAUGGAGUGGACUCCCAAAGCAGCGGAAGCAAAGGAAUCAGAGUGAAAGAAGUGGAGAAGGGGCUCUAUAACAUUGUUAUUAGUGAGUCCAUAGAGAGGGAACUGUGGAAACCUUGGUGGGACCCUUUUAUAGUAAAAUUACUAGAAAGAAGGGUUGGAUAUGCAGCCAUGAAAAAGAGGCUGGAAAAUAUGUGGAGUAAGAAAGGGAGUAUAGACGUUAUUGACUUGAGCAAUGACUAUUAUCUAGUGAAAUUUUACUCAUCUGAAGACUUUGAUUUCGCUCUACUAGAGGGACCAUGGAAAAUCUAUGACCACUACUUAACACUGAGAAUGUGGGAGCCAAACUUCAAUCCUUUGGAAGCCACUAUUGACAAAGUAACAGCAUGGGUAAGAUUGCCGGGACUGCCUAUUGAAUUAUAUGAUAGAACUGUGCUGAGGCAAAUUGGCAAUUUAAUUGGGAGAACAACAAAAGUUGAUAACAACACGGCAGACAUGAGCAGGGGCAAGUUUGCUAGGCUGUGCGUUGAGGUUGAUCUAACCAAACCAUUACUGGGGAGAUAUUUGAUAAAUGGUAGGGAGUACCACAUUGAAUAUGAGGGUAUCCACCAUAUUUGUUUCACCUGCGGAAGAGUAGAUCAUGAUCAACAACACUGCCCAAACAAUAAGAGAAAGGAAGAAACAACAAAAAAGCAACAAGAAAAUCAAAAUGCUGAAUCUAAUACAGGUGUACAGCAAGAAAACAACAGUAAAAAACAACAAGACCUGCAAAAAGAGAAAGCUAGCACAAGCAAGAAUGACAUGGGGAAGCAAGUAAUUAAUGAGAACAAUAGUAGUUUUGGUGAAUGGAUGGUGGUCCAGAGGCCAAAAAGAGGAAAGAAAGCACAAAAAGAAGAUGUUAUCAGAAACGGAGAGGAAACAAGUAGACAAAGAGAAGUCCCACAAACAAAAAGAAACCAAGGCAGAUUUGGCGUGCUACAUAUAAAGAAAAAUCCAAAAGCCCAAGGGCAAGGAAUUGAAGAACAAAGGGAACAAGAGAAAUACACACAAGGGAAAAGAGAGAAGGAACAGCAAAACAAAAGCAAGACAAAAGCACAACCAGAACAAAAACAAAGUGAAAAGAGCAGUCAGCCAGCUCAAAAAGUAAAGGCCAAACAGAACAACACCAAGAACACAGAAAAGCAAGCACAAAGAAACCAAGAACCAGAGCAAAAUCAAAAGGAAACAGGGGAACAAAGAGAGUCUACUACAAUGCAAAUUAAAAGGGUGAACCAUAACCACCAUGAAGAGAAUUGGAUGGAGGCAAAAUCCUCAACUCCAUCUUCUAUGGAGAAAGGGAUUGAACCUUCUAACCAAAACCAACAAAAGGAAGGAAGACCCCCUGACCUUAUGGAAGCGGACGUAAUAGAAAAAGAAGAUAUAGUGAUGGAUUCCUUGGAAAAGGAGCCAAGCAUGAGGAUAAUUGAAGGGGUGGACUUCACCACACCAGACAUGAGUAUAUUAGAGGAUGUGGAAAUGCAGAUGCAUUGA